AUGGCGUCUCCACGGUGGUCUACCUCCAUGCUGUUGGCUUCACUGAUCCUCCUUCUUUACUGGACGACCUCCUCUGCUCGGUCACAUGACUCCACCUCCACCAACCUGUCUCCACCACACAGGGUAAAAAGAGCCCUGCCUUUCCGUACCAGAGAGGAGGUCGCAGCAUCUAUGCAGACUGCAAAAGAUGUUCUGAAUUUCAUCAGCGACAGGAUUGGAAAGAAAAAUGUUGAAACAUUGUCAAGUGUCUUGAAGGGGAUCUCCAAUAUCGCCAGCUUGGCACCCGUCAUCGGAGGUCUGGUCUCGCCCAUUGUCAAUGUGGUCUUGGCCUUCAUCCCUCAAGAAAACCCUCUGAAGGAGCUGAGGGAAGGGUUUGCUGAGGUGAACAGGAAACUGGACUCUCUCUCCCUCCAGAUCUCCAACCUGGCAACAGAUGUAGAAUGGUUCAACUACGCCAGCGUCUAUUCUCAAGAUGAGGUCCGCAUCCUCAACGCCUGGAAGAAGUUUGAAGAGUUUCGUGAGAACAGUGGGUUGGUAAACACUGCUGAAGACAAACUCCGACUGGCAGAGAUAUUCACCAACUACUAUGAGAACACAGCAGUUGAGGCCAGUGUGGCCAACCUCUAUCAUUACCUGACAGUCAGCAGCACGUCUCUCAGUGGAAACCUCAACGACCUGCUGAGGAAGAAGUUUAAAUGUAGCAUUAGAGAGAUCGGCAAAUAUAACAUAUAUUUCAGCAGCUUGCUGUGGAGGGGGAUGUUCCUCAACCAGCUCUACUGGGAUCUGGUUGGUUUUAACCCGUCAGGCAAAGAAGCUGAACAAACCAAGAUGUUCAAGAAUGUCUCUGAAGCUCAGAUAUCAGCUGUGAAGUUCUGCCUGGACAACUACAAGAAGUACAUGGAGAAGGAUGUGGAGGAGAUCGGAAAAGCAAUGAAUCCUGACGACAAAACCUCCAUCGCUGAUCAGGUGAAAAAGGCUCUGGACAACAAGUACAACUGGUAUAACUGGGUGGUGCUGGUGUACAACACAGACCAGGAGCAAAAGUACAUCUAUAGAUAUAAUAUGACAAAUGUCCCUGUGGGUAAGAUCACUGUGGCUGUGGACUAUACUCAGAAAACAAACGAAGAAAGAAAAGAAGAAGUUAAGAAUCUGUUGAAUUCUUGUUACCAGGAGAUACGGUAUGAGAGAGUGUCUGUUUAUGGUGGUAACUAUGAUGUAAAGAGGAAGCUGUGUGAGGAUAUUGAACAUAAAAAACUGUGCAGUUAUGAGGUGGCUGGUGUUCCUGUCACAGAGUAUAUCAAAGUAAUGUACAGCAGCUCUUCUACUGAUUCUGUUGUAGACCCAAAAGCCCUGCAGAGUUUCAGCUGUAAGUGGGGCUAUUCGGUCUACAACAUCCACAUCUAUUACUCCAAAUCCUUACCCGUCUGUGACCCUGAUCCCUGUCAGAAUGGAGGAAAGUGUGAGAGGCUGCUGGACUCCAAUGAAUGGCUGUGUAACUGCCCAGAUCGUUACUAUGGAGACACAUGUGAAAAGGUUUCUGAAAUCCGCAGGAGCCCAGUGGCCAAAUUAGAUUAUUCUGUGCCUGAUAUCAGCACCCUGAAAAUCAUGCUGGACAAGAUUCUCAAGAGACUUAGUUUGACAUCUUCCAAUCAGUAG
Neolamprologus brichardi is the source of this 1656-nucleotide messenger RNA. NCBI's taxonomy places the organism in Eukaryota, Metazoa, Chordata, Actinopteri, Cichliformes, Cichlidae. The record is from RefSeq and is a predicted model, not a curated record.